This is a messenger RNA of Diversispora eburnea, 2034 nucleotides long. NCBI's taxonomy places the organism in Eukaryota, Fungi, Glomeromycota, Glomeromycetes, Diversisporales, Diversisporaceae. The record is from the annotation of a GenBank genome assembly.
AUGAUAUCGAACAACAACAAGCUUGGUUCAGAAAAAGGUUUUUCAAAGAGUUUACAUGUUGGUGGUCAAAAAUUAUUAGUUGUAGAACACGAAAAUGAAAUAUUAAGUGGUGAAGGAGCUCCUUUUUGUUGUGUUAUCGGAUCACCUGAACAUACAGCUGCGUUAAGAGAAAAAAUUGAUGAAUUAAAAUUAAAUUCCGCUCGAUUAGAGAAAGAACGUUCUCAAUUAGAGCAAGAGCGUGCUGCUGCUCUUGAACGUUCUGCAAACAUAGGAACUCAACUUGACAAACUUGUCAAUGAAUUAAAAUAUCUCGGUCACGAUAAUACUGAUUCGAAUUCUGAACAAACGAUUCAUGCUACUGUGCAUACAUAUGGUCACUUACAAAAAUUGGAAAUUAUCGCUGAUGAAGAUGAAAUUAUUCAUAGCUAUGAUAGAUUAAUGAGAAAACCAAGAGUGAGACAAUAUUGGCAUAAAGGAACUUUGCAUCGAGAAGCAGAUGAAAGACAUGCAAGUUUUACUGAAUUAUUUUGGGAUUUAAUAUUUGUGGCUGUGGUUAGGAAUUUGGGACAUACUUAUCCUAUUUGGAGAGUAUGGUUGGAUGUCGCUUCAUAUUUAAAUAUAUUUAGUUCGGAAGAUCUUGUUGAGAAAUUCAUUAUUCUUUGGGAAAUGGUUAUCGUAAUAGUAAUGGGAACUCAUGCAUCAGAUAUAAUUCAUUUAACAAGUUCUACUUUCAUUAUAAGUUAUGUUCUCGCUCGUCUCUCGCUUGCAAUGUUAUACAUUGUGUACGCAAUUUGGAUACCAACGUUUCGUACCGGUUUUAUCGCAAAUGUAUGGGGAAUCGUAAUCCCAUGUACAAUUUGGUUUAUUGCCAUUUUUUCACCAUCAAAUAAUAUUAAUAUUGUUAUGUGGGUAGCUGUUUUAUUUGCCUUUAUUCCACUUUAUCACCGACAUUUUACAAAAAAUCCUGCAAAUCAUAUUCACACUCGAGAUUUUAAUCGAGUCGAUACACCAAACGAAUCAAUUGAAAAUUCGAUCACUUCUCCCACAAAAUCAAGUGUAAAUUUAUCGACUCCUCAUAAAGCAAUGAAAACAAGUGGUACUGAAUUUCAAUGGAAGUGGACCGAUAUGUUUAACAUUUUGAAGCAUAGUGAAUACCGUACAGCAUUAAAUAUUGAACAUUGGAGUGAACGAAUAGGAUUAUUUACUAUUAUCGCUGUAGGUGAAAGUGUUCUUGGAGUAUUAUACGUGAGUACUAAUGUAUAUCCAGAUGGCCAACUUGCUAAGGCUAUAUUAGGUUUAAUAAUAGCAUACAGCAUACACUGGAUAUAUUUUGAUGUUGAUGCAAGUAGACAAUUUCAACAUGCAUUGAGGAGACACGUGUUUACUGGAGUUUUGUUUACUUUUAUUCAUUUCCCUUUGAUUAUGUCGUUAAUCGCAUUUGGUUCUCUUGGAAGCCUGAUGACAAUAAUGGACUAUCUUGGUGAAGAAAAAAAUCAUACUUCUAAUGUUGAAGAUUCAGAUGUUAGUAGUCAUUUAUUAUUUGGUCGGGAAGUAAGCUCUGAAAGUACUAUAACCAAAUUUCCGGCGUCCUUAACAUGGUUAUUUUGUGCCUCUUUAGCUAUUGCUAUGUAUUCAAUGGCGAUAAUUGGGGUUUUACAUAAAGGUUUGGACUCUGUGAGUUUAACGAGAAUUCCAAAGUAUCAACGAAUAACCUUACGAUUCGUAGUAGGCACAAUAUUUUUACUCCUUCCUCUGGCGCAUCUCAAUACAUUAAAUUUGGUAGCUAUCCUUGCUUCACUUUCUAUCUUUUUAGUAAUAAUAGAAGCAUAUGGAAGAUUAAGAAGUGAUAUGCCAUUGUUUGGAAACUGUGAUGAAGAUGUUAUAGGGGGAAUGAAUGAAUCUAGUAGAUAUAUAAGAUGGCGAUGGGGAACUGCAGGCUUGAAUAAACGGGGAUGGUCACGAGGAUUUUUAAAAAGAACUAAGAAUAAAAAUGAAAAGAAUGAUAAAAGUGAUGGAACGGAUGAAAAAAAAUAA